Messenger RNA from Strongyloides ratti, 2316 nucleotides. RefSeq lists its product as hypothetical. Lineage: Eukaryota; Metazoa; Nematoda; Chromadorea; Rhabditida; Strongyloididae. The transcript is spliced from 40 exons. The record is from RefSeq and is a predicted model, not a curated record. Bases 1 to 2316 code for a protein of 771 amino acids.
AUGUAUCGAGUGAAAUUUAUUUUAAGGAUUUUUAUUAUAUUAGUUAUUUUAUCUAUUGUAAAUAGCAAUAUAUUUUUUGGUGACGAUUUUGACAGUUUGUUUGGAAAAAAUAUAAAUUUUGAAGUUAGUGAGCGGUUUGUAAGAAAGGCUAGUAAAAAAGAUCCAAGUGAUGAUUCUUUUUCAAGUGCUGAUCCUUUUGCAAGUCUCACAUUAGACACUUUUGAUGAAACUGAUUCAAAAAGCAAGGAUAAAAAAAAGGAAAAAAAUUCUGAUAAAAAAAAAAAAGAUAAAGAAUCCAGUAGUACAACUCCUGAUCCUUUUGAUUUAUUAACUGGUAAUGAUACUUUGAUAAAUUUCAGUAGUAAUAGUGACCUGAAUGGAUUAUCAGAUUUGGGAAAUGGUUCACCAGGUGGUGGUAGUAUGGGUGGUAAUAUGGGUGGAAUGGAUCCUUCCAUGAAUUCAAUGGGUGGUGGUAUGGGUGGAAUGGAUCCUUCCAUGGGUGGAAUGGGCGGAAUGGGUGGAAUGGGUGGUUAUGGAAUGGGUAUGGGUGGAAUGGGAAUGGGAAUGAUGGGAAUGGGUGGUAUGGGAAUGAUGGGAAUGGGUGGUAUGGGAAUGAUGGGAAUGGGAGGUAUGGGAAUGGGUGGUUAUGGAAUGGGAAUGGGAGGUAUGGGAAUGGGUGGUUAUGGUGGUAUGGGUGGUAUGGGUGCAAUGGGUGGAAUGGCUGGUCAAAUGAUGGGAAAUAAUGGAGAAGGUGGUAUGGGUAUGAAUGCAAAAGCAAAUAUGAAUGGUAACAAUAAUAAUGAUUUUGAUGACAGCUCAGAAGGUGGUUCAAUGAGAAAUAUGGGUGGAAAUAAUGGUACAAAUAUGAAUCAAGCUGGAAUGGUUCAGGGUCCAGAGAAAGCUUAUAAUUCUACUGUUCAAAACAGAUGGAAAAAUGCUGCUAUGCUAGCCACCAAUAAAACUGGUAAUGGUAAUAUGAUGAAGGAUGUAAAUGGAAAUGUUAUGGCAAACUCAGGUUUAUCUUCACAACCAAAUAGUCAUAAUGAGAUUACAAACAAUGUGAAACCAAUGACACCAGGAAGUCAUGGUGCAAAUAUAACCAAUUCAUUACCUGAUAAAUCUUCAAUGUUGAAAGAUAAUUCGAUUUCAAAUACUGGUAAUAUGAAUGAAGUAAAAGGAAGAACUGUUAAUCCUGCUGUUAAAAACAAGUGGAUAAAUGCUGCUUCGAGAGCUACUAAUGGAACAAACUCUAUAAAAAUGCCAAGUGGAAAUGCUGGUAGCAAUGGUUUGAUGAAUCAGAAUGAAAUUUCAAAUCAUAUUGAUAAUGGUCCUAUUAAAAGCGGUAGUGGACAUAAUACUAAUGCUAAUGUUAAUAAUAACAAUAAUAACAAUAAUGCUCAUGCUAAUGCUAAUUCUAAUAACAAUAAUGCCAAUUCUAUUAAUAAAAAUAGUGAGCGUCCUGUUAAUCCUGCUGUUAAAAGCAAGUGGAUAAGUGCUGCUUCGAAAGCUACUAAUGGAACAAACUCUAUAAAAGUACCAGGUGGAAAUGCUGGUGGCAGUGGUUUGACGAGACAGAAUUCAAUUUCAAAAACUGUUGGUAAUACUCCCGCUAAAAGCAGUAUGGGCCAUAAUGCUAAUGCUAAUAACAAUAAUAACAAUAAUGCUCUUGCUAAUGCUAAUGCUAAUAACAAUAAUGCCAAUGCUAUUAAUAAAAAUAUUGGGCGUUCUUCUAUGCGAGACAAAUGGAGAAGUUUUGCUACGAGAGCUCGUAAUAGUACAAAUUCUAUAAAAGCACCAGGUGGAAAUGGUAGCAAUGGUUUGAUGAGACGGAAUUCAUUUUCAAAUACUGCUCGUUCUAAUAGCAUUAAUACCAAUAUGGCUAAUGCUAAUAUGAAUAAUAACAAUAAUGUGCAGAAUAUGAGAGAUAUGAAUAACAAUAAAAUUGGGUCUAGUGGUAGUUUUAGACAAAGAUUCUCAUCAAUGUUUCAAAGAAGAGGUUCUGUUAAUAGAAAUAGCAUGCAACAACCCAAUACAGUUUUUAAUAGUGGAAUGAAUGGAAAUGCUAAUGUCAACAAUAAUAAGAGAAGAUUUUCAUUUUCACUUGGAUUUAAUCGAAAUAGAAACAAUAAUAACAAUAAUAUGAAUCCUGCAGCAAAUAUGAAUCGACGCGGUAGUUUCUUCCGUUUUGGAAGCUUUAGAAAUAGGAAUAAUAACAAUAAUAUGCAAACCAUGGCAAGGAUGAAUGGAGGAAACAGAAUGAGAACUGGUGGCUUUUUCAGUAGAAUGUUUUCACGUAGAAAAUCAUUUUUCGGAUAA